Messenger RNA from Fusarium coffeatum, 1896 nucleotides. RefSeq lists its product as uncharacterized. The coding region runs from base 1 to 1896 and encodes 631 amino acids. Lineage: Eukaryota; Fungi; Ascomycota; Sordariomycetes; Hypocreales; Nectriaceae. Gene Ontology annotation, molecular function: long-chain fatty acid transmembrane transporter activity; long-chain fatty acid-CoA ligase activity. The transcript has 3 exons. The record is from RefSeq and is a predicted model, not a curated record.
AUGCCUAUCCCUCUAGCGAUAAGCGUCCCCGUAAUCACGGCGGUCCUAGCCUACCUAGGUACCAAAGCCCACACAUGGUACGACCUCUUCCUCCUCCGCUGCGUCACCUUCGGCGCAUCACGCAUGUACUACCGCGAAUGGACCGACCGUCUAAAUCUUUAUUACCUCCUCGAAAAUAUCGCUACGAAGCCGUCUACAGCUGAUCGCGCGCUGCUCAUCUUUGAAGGAAAGCGUCUUUCGUACAAAGAUGUCUACGAACAAGUCCUCAAAUACGGACAAUGGCUAAAGAAAGAAGCUGGUGUAGAAAAGGGAGAUAUUGUGGCGCUGGACUUUCAAAACUCGGAUACCUACAUUUUUCUCUGGUUGGGUCUUUGGAGUAUUGGUGCAAAGCCAGCGUUUAUCAACUAUAACCUGUCCGGUGCUUCGUUGGCGCAUUGUAUAAAGGCUGCUACGACCAAGCUGUGUAUCGUGGACCCGAACGUUGAGGAGAAUGUCAGUCAAAGCGUGAAGGAUGAGCUGAAGGAUGUUCGCUUCCUUUUACAUACACCAGAGGUUGAGGCGCAAGUCGCUUCUAUGGAGGCUGUUCGGGUACCAGACUCUGAGCGAUCCGAGAAGAGCCUUUCUGCUAUGGCUAUUCUGAUCUACACCUCCGGAACGACCGGUAUGCCCAAGGCAGCUAUUGUGUCAUGGGGCAAAUUGAUCGUUGCUGGCUCAAUGGCUGAACAAAUGCUCGACCGAUCAAAAGGCGACAUUAUGUACUCUUCAAUGCCUCUUUACCACUCCUCCGCAACAAUCUUCUCUUUCAGCGCAACACUUCUCUCAGGAAGCACCCAAGCCCUCGGUCGAAAAUUCUCCACAAGAAACUUCUGGAACGAAGUCCGCGCCUCAGGCGCAACAUCACUCCUCUACGUCGGCGAGACUCUUCGCUAUCUACUCUCUGCACCACCGCAAUAUGACCCUGAAACAGGUGAAUGUCUCGACAAGAAGCACAAUGUCAAAGUUGCUUUUGGUAACGGUCUACGACCCGACAUCUGGAACGAGUUCAAGGACCGGUUCGGCAUUGAAGGAAUCUGCGAGUUCUACGCUGCUACAGAGGGAACAUUUGCGACGUUCAACCUCAGCAAGAAUGACUUUGCCGCUGGUGCUAUUGGCCGCAACGGCUGGAUCUACAGUCUGAUUUUGAGUCAAUCCGUCGCUCUCGUGGAAGUAGACUGGGACACCGAUCUUCCCAAGCGCAAUCCCAAAACGGGAAGAUGCUACAAAGCACGAAGCGGCGAACCUGGCGAGAUGCUCUUCCGUCUUCCCUCCAACAACCCCUACGGUCGUUUCCAAGGCUACUACGGCAACCGCGCCGCCACAGAAGCCAAAGUCCUCCGCGACGUCUUCAGCAAAGGCGACAUGUGGUUCCGAACAGGCGACGUCAUGCGCUGGGACAGUCAAGGCCGCGUUUACUUCCACGAUCGCAUCGGCGACACAUUCCGCUGGAAGGGUGAGAAUGUAUCUACUGCUGAAGUAAGCGAGGCGAUGUGCAAGCACGACAGCGUCAAGGAGGCCAAUGUCUACGGUGUAAGUCUACCGCAUCACGAUGGACGAGCAGGUUGUGCAUCAGUGCAUCUUGCGUCAAAUCCUACACCCGAGACAAUGCAGGACAUCGCGGCCCAUGUGCGCAAUGAGUUGCCCAAGUAUGCUAGACCUUUGUUCCUCCGAAUUGCCACUGAGCUUGGCGGAGGACAAAUCACGGGCACGAUGAAGCAGCAGAAGCACGCUCUACGAGAAGCCGGUGUUGACCCUGCCAAGAAGGAGCUUGGCGAGGUAUAUUGGCUCAAGGACGAGGGCUAUGUCCCGUUUACAGAGAAAGACUGGAAUGAGAUGAACGGCGGCAAGGUCAAGUUGUAG